Molecule: messenger RNA, 1853 nt
Organism: Misgurnus anguillicaudatus (oriental weatherfish)
Lineage: Eukaryota; Metazoa; Chordata; Actinopteri; Cypriniformes; Cobitidae
Gene: limd1b
Product: LIM domains containing 1b
Biological process (GO): negative regulation of hippo signaling; response to hypoxia; cytoskeleton organization
Cellular component (GO): transcription regulator complex; P-body; nucleus
Molecular function (GO): transcription corepressor activity
Source: RefSeq, a predicted model, not a curated record
AUAAUCCAUCCUAUCACAGAAGACAAUGCAUAUUUUCAUACUGUUUCUGGUCUGCCACACAGCUUUGUUUACAUACCAUAGCACUAAACAACUAGGAACUACUGUAAAUCAGGGUGGAGCAAUUUCAUUACAAAUUAAAUAGAAAAUCAUCCAUUAAUGGUCUAUAGUCAAAUACAUGAGUCAUUUGGUUAAUGAUUUCACAUAGAAAGAAAGAAAGAAAAAAUUGUUUUCUUAACGACUUACUCAUGAAGUCAAUCUAUAAAUAUCUGGCACCAUUAAAAAGGCUGAUUUCUUUAAACUUCUUAUUUAAAAAAGUGCUUUAACAUACAUGUAUGUGACACAUCUUCACAUAUUCAUCACAACGCUUUGCAUUUUUGUAUCAAGCAUUAUCAUUCAAUAAUCAUCAUAUGGUACAGUGCAGGACAUUUUAUAUGUUGUUUAAUGUAUUUACAUUAUGGUUGCAUGGUUAAAAGAAUAUAGGUUGGUCUGAAAAAACAGGUUUAAUUGUGGGAAGAGAUUAUAUAAUAUUGUUUUAGUAAAUAUCACAGUGUUGAUUUAAUUAAGUAAACUGUUUUAUUGAUAAGAAUAAUAUCUAAUAAUAUAAUUUUUAACUGAAAAUGAUACUUACAGUAACUCAUCUGACUGAAUGAGACUAAUGUCAUCAGGCUUGUGAAUGUUUUAGCAAGUCUGUAACUACGAUACACAGCUGUUAGUGAUAAAUAUAUCAUAUAUAUAUCCAUCAAUGACCUACACACACACACACACACACACACACACACACACACACACACACACACACACACACACACACACACACACACACACACACACACAGGAGAAUUCACAGUGUUCUCCUCUUACAGUAGGAGUCUGACAGCAGUAUUUAUGAAUCUCUGUACUGAUUCGGUCUGAGCCACACACACACUCAGAAUAAACAGAAACGCUUUUUGCUUCGGUGACCGGGCGUGAAUUGAAUGAUGGGGUCUUGUGUAAAGUGCAGGGGUGAUGUUCACAGCUCAGAUCAGGCCUGUCAGGCUAUGGGUCAAAUAUUUCACAUCAGCUGCUUUACCUGCUGUGUCUGCAACAAACAACUGAAAGGAAAGGCGUUUUAUUACUUCUCAGGAAAGAUGUUCUGUGAGGCGGAUUAUUUGUAUUCCAGCGUCAAACAGUUUGCAGAGGUCUGCACAUCCUGUGGAUAUUUGAUCUCAGAUACGUUGAUCCAGGCUUUGGGAAAGUCUUUCCAUCCCGACUGUUUCUGCUGUGUUGUCUGUAAAGAGAAGCUGGAGGGACAGCCAUUCAAUGUUGACACACAAAACAAGAUAUACUGUGUGAAAGAUUAUCAAAGGUUUCUGGCCCAGGUGUGUGCAGCGUGUGGACUGCUCAUUUUACCCUCUGAGGGUUCAAAUGAGAUUGUACGAGUGGUGUCCAUGGGAAGAAACUAUCAUGUGUCUUGUUAUGAAGGCAAAAGUGACAUUUGAUCAUUUGAAUGUUAUCAAACCUCUUUGAUUGUGUUCAGUAUCUCAUUUGAAGUGAAACUUUUAAAGAGAAACAAAACAACCAUAUAAAAAUGAAUUCUUAUUUUACACUGAAAAACUUGAAUGUUAUGACAGUGGACAUGAUGGCAUGUUUUUUUCUUGACAUUUACAAUGGUAAUAUUAUGAAUAUGAUAAUCAUUUAUGGUGCAGCCACACUACUUUUGUACAGAUAAUAAAUGUUGAUAUUUAUUCCUGAACGUGUUGCCAAAUCCACUGUUCUUGUAGUAGAGGAAUGAUAUUUAGUAAUAUUUAUAUAUAAACUAAUCUCAGUUCUAUCUUUUAAUUUGUGACUUUAUUUAUUGUAAUAAAAAGGUAAUA